GACGUUGAAACCAGCUGCUAACAAACAGCUGAAGGUGAAACUGAACAUCGAUACUCGUGUGUGUUCAGAGGCGGUUUAACCUUCCCCGAGUUCAUUAACCCUCAGAUCAGACCGAGUUCCCAUCAUAGAAACUAACCAGCAACGGCAGCGAACACAGAAACCUCCACAUCAGGGCUGAAGGUAAUUCUGGCUGUGUUGGUGUGUGUGCACAUGAAGCAGCAUGGCGGUGUGUCUGCAGGUUAUGGGUCUGGUUCUGGGGGUGUUGUCCUGGUGUCUGCAGUCCAGCGUCACCUCCUCUAAGACUUGGAGGGUGUCGAGUCACACUGAGUCGGUCACCACCAGUCAGUCGCAGUUCGAAGGCCUGUGGAUGAGCUGCGCCGCCAAUUCGCUGGGGUCCAUCCAGUGCAGCCGGUUCAAGACGGUCCUGGGUCUGCCGGCUCACCUCCAGGCCUGCAGGGCUCUGAUGAUCCUGUCCCUGCUGCUCGGUCUGGCCUCCAUCAUCGUCUCGGCUCUUGGACUCAAAUGCACCAAGAUCGGUCGGAUGGCAGAGGAGGUGAAGGAGCAGAUCGUCCUGAGUGGAGGAAUCAUGUUCAUCCUGUCUGGUGUCUUCACUCUGAUCGCCGUCUCCUGGUACACCACCAGGGUCAUCCAUGACUUCUAUGAACCUCUGUAUGGAGGUCUGAGGUUCGAGCUGGGUACUGGUCUGUAUCUGGGCUGGGCGGCCUCUGGUCUGGCCAUACUGGGAGGAUCACUGCUCUGCUGCUCCUGCAAGAGGCGCCGCUCCAGCCCUCCUCCUCGCAGGCAGUUUUCACAUUAUUCCACCACAGGAGGAGGACAGAGUUUCUACAGAGCUCCAUCCUCCGACCACAGCAGCUCCAAAGCUUACGUCUGAACCCGGCGGACUCCCUCCGAUCCUCCUGAAGACAUGAAGCUCCUCUCUGCUUGAGAAACAUGGAAAAAUCUCACGAUCAUGUUGUAAUGAAAUGUGUGUGUGCAGUACUGGGUUUGACCAGUAGGUGUCUCCACUCUGAAUUAGUGAAGCCUGUAACAGAUCAUUUAUUUAUUGCAUAAACUUGAUUGAUCAACACA
Molecule: messenger RNA, 1089 nt
Organism: Melanotaenia boesemani (Boeseman's rainbowfish)
Lineage: Eukaryota; Metazoa; Chordata; Actinopteri; Atheriniformes; Melanotaeniidae
Product: claudin-1-like
Exons: 6
Coding region: 221-892 (223 amino acids)
Biological process (GO): cell adhesion; bicellular tight junction assembly
Cellular component (GO): plasma membrane; bicellular tight junction
Molecular function (GO): structural molecule activity
Source: RefSeq, a predicted model, not a curated record